This is a messenger RNA of Prunus dulcis (almond), 2214 nucleotides long. RefSeq names its product transmembrane protein 184A. NCBI's taxonomy places the organism in Eukaryota, Viridiplantae, Streptophyta, Magnoliopsida, Rosales, Rosaceae. The record is from RefSeq and is a predicted model, not a curated record. Gene Ontology annotation, molecular function: transporter activity. The coding region runs from base 427 to 1692 and encodes 421 amino acids. Gene Ontology annotation, biological process: transport. The transcript is spliced from 7 exons.
AGGUUGGAGCUAUUUUCAUAAUUUUCAUGGUGUAUUUUGUUGAUUAGUUGUACAGCGGGACUGGAAGGGUUCCAGCCAGUAAAGCAUUUCCUGAGGCCUUUGCUUCUUCCUCCUCCUCCUCCUUCUUCUUCUUCCUUUGAUCUUAUCGCAGGCGACGGUUUCACAUCUCAUUCGCAGAUCUUCAAAUUGACCUUCACGCCUUGACUACCUAAUUUUUAGUUCUUCUAACGCUUCAAAGGCAUUUCAAGCAAUUCAAAUAGAGUGUGAGGGUUAGGGUUUACGAAUUCCCCACCCUUCCCUCACUUUGAUGGAAUUCUUCAUCUUCUAACAAGCGAAAUAUUGCGUAGAGAUAUUGAUAAACACUUCUGCUCAGGUUUUGAUCAUUGACUAGCUCAAAGGGGCUUGGUUUGAUUAGAGGUUUUCAAAAUGGCGGCAUCGGUCCCAAUCUACCUGAGCAUUGUCGCUUUUUUCUGCACUGUUGGAGCCAUAGCUUUGGCCAUUUCGCACAUCUACAGGCACCUCAUGAAUUACACAGAACCUACUUAUCAGAGAUACAUUGUCCGCAUUAUAUUUAUGGUCCCAAUAUAUGCAUUGAUGUCUUUCUUAUCCCUUGUUUUACCUGGGAGCUCAAUCUACUUUAAUUCCAUCAGGGAAGUUUAUGAAGCGUGGGUCAUUUAUAAUUUUCUGUCGCUGUGCUUGGCAUGGGUUGGUGGCCCAGGAUCCGUUGUCCUAAGUUUAAGUGGUAGGAUUCUAAAGCCUUCGUGGGUUCUGAUGACAUGUUGCCUCCCUCCCAUACCUCUUGAUGGGCGCUUUAUACGUAGGUGCAAGCAAGGCUGUUUGCAGUUUGUUAUACUGAAGCCCGUAUUAGUUGCCGUUACACUCAUACUUUAUGCAAAAGGGAAAUAUGCAGAUGGAAAUUUCAGUCCAAAUCAGUCGUACCUGUAUCUCACUAUUAUCUAUACAAUCUCAUACACGAUGGCUCUUUAUGCUUUGGCAUUGUUUUAUGUGGCUUGCAGAGAUCUGCUUCAGCCAUUCAAUCCAGUUCCAAAGUUUAUUAUAAUCAAAUCUGUUGUUUUCCUCACUUAUUGGCAGGGUGUGUUGGUUUUCCUUGCUGCCAAAUCUGGAUUAAUAAAGAAUGCAGAGGAUGCUGCUCAAUAUCAAAAUUUCAUAAUAUGUGUUGAGAUGCUAAUUGCUGCUGUUGGUCAUCUAUAUGCAUUUCCCUACAAGGAGUAUGCUGGUGCAAAUAUUGGCGAGCCUCGAGGUCUGACUGGAAGCCUUGCACACGCCUUAAAAUUGAAUGACUUUUACCAUGAUACAGUCCACCAGUUUGCCCCUACCUAUCAUGAUUAUGUACUCUACAACCAUAGUGAGGGUGAUGAGGGAAAGAGGAAGUAUCGGUCACGCACCUUUGUGCCGACUGGCCCAGAAAUGGAUGCUGUCAGAAGGAACAAGCACAUGUUUGGGAACAAGAUAGAUGACAUACAGCUUUCCAGUCUCUCAUCCUCUAGUUCAAGCACUCCCAAUAACUCUGGCCCAGUCUCUGAUUCUGCAAAUUCAGAUGCAAUGAAGUCUUCCCUGCUUGUUGAUACCUCAAAUGCUUCAUCAGUGCCAUAUGACAUGUCACUUAUUGACUUGGACUUGACCAGCUACCCCGCAAAGGUUCCUUCAGCAAAUGAAGGUGGUACUAGGUGACAAGAACAGACUGUGGUAGGCAGUUAUGAAGAAUGUUCAUACCAGGAAAGAAGUAUUAAAAGGGUUAUGGGGUUUCGGUGAAGCUUCAUUUGCUUAAUUGUGUGGUGAUAUUGGUGUUGGUAUACUCCAUCUACCUCUCUUCAGUUUGAUGCUCUGUCAUCACAAACAUCAGGCUUCCCACUGAAAUUGUUUUCAGUGGCUUGUUAGUUCAGUGUGCAUUGUAGAUACAGAAAAUCUAAUUGUCAUACUUGCUAGAUCACAAUAGGAAACAUGAAAUUAAUUUUUUUUUUUUUUUUCCUCCUUUUUUGGUUGCCCAAUGAAGAGUUCUGUUGCUUAUUGGAUUUCAUAGACUUGAUAUCGAAAUUUUUUUUCUGAGUUGGGCCUUGGUACAUGGUUCGUCUUGUUGUUCCUUUUCUUUUUUCUUGCCAAACAAUCAAGGAGAUGAGAGAGCAGUUUUUACUGUAGUUACCAAUAAUGAUUUUACCUGUUGCAUGGCAGUGCAAUCAAAGAUGUUUUGAUGUA